Molecule: messenger RNA, 2354 nt
Organism: Cryptotermes secundus
Lineage: Eukaryota; Metazoa; Arthropoda; Insecta; Blattodea; Kalotermitidae
Product: E3 ubiquitin-protein ligase RNF34
Exons: 8
Coding region: 434-1954 (506 amino acids)
Biological process (GO): negative regulation of extrinsic apoptotic signaling pathway via death domain receptors; proteasome-mediated ubiquitin-dependent protein catabolic process; protein K48-linked ubiquitination
Cellular component (GO): plasma membrane; cytoplasm
Molecular function (GO): ubiquitin protein ligase activity
Source: RefSeq, a predicted model, not a curated record
AGCGAUUAGUUUGAAAAAUCGGAUAAGCACAUCAUAUACGAUGCAUCGAUUAUCUCGUCCGGAAGAAGCGCUACUUUUAGCAGAGGUAGUUGAUGAUGAACAGCGGCAAGCAAGUGACGCGAGCAGCGACCAAACUCGACAAGCUGCAUCUGAUCUGGUCGAUCUGAUGGGGAUCUGAUGUAUCUGAUAUCUGAUCGCCACCGCGGAGUAUAACGCUGCACUGUGCGGAACGCUGCCCGCAAGAUCGCUGCCUGUCUGAAAGCGUCUAUAAGUUCAGCAAGAAAUAUCUGACCGUAUCUGACGGCCACCGCCACUGCGAUCGCUCUGGUGCGAGUUAGGUUGUCCGAAUCGAUGUUCAUGUACGAUGAUGUAAUUGGCAGUAAAAUUUGCAAUUGAGAAACUGUUUGGACCUAUUGUAUUUGUGGUCGAAACAAUGUUUGAUUUUGUGGGUGCAGGUUUCUGCAGAAGCGGCUCUUUUGGAACAGAACAGCAAGGGAGUGCUGCAAUGACCUGUGACGGCUGCUCUAUUAAAUUUACCGUUUUUAAAAGAAGACGGCAGUGUUCAAUAUGUCAACGUUAUUACUGCAGUUGUUGUUUGCCAUUUGGGCAAAAUAGUAGCAGCAAAGGCGUCACUUCCAUGUUCACCCGUUUCACAGACAAGAAGAUUAAAUGUAGCAAAUGCGAGGUACUUACUGCACGACCACUGUGUCGUUCACAACUUAGAGAGCUUAGAGUCAAGGAUUUACAACUGUACCUUACAUCUCAGAAAGUAUCUACAAGAGGAUGUGUUGAAAAGGAUGAUCUAGUAAAUUUGCUGAUGCGACAUGCUGGACAUUCAUCAACCAAUACUCAAAGAACUGAUUUUCCCUAUGGCCACAGUGGUCAGGCUGAUACACAAAGUAGAGUUCAAUCAUCCAUGGUGCAGGACCAACGAAAUCAUCAUUUUCAAGAACAAGGCACUUCCACUGCAGCAUGCUUAUCAGCCCAGUGUUCUCCAUCCACCUCAGAGACUCUCCCUGAUAAUGGAUAUUUGGACUCUGCUGUGACAAGUGAGGAGAGAACAAACACUGGUUCUGCUGCGAGUGCUUCAGUUUCAUGUUCAGAUUCUGGUCCACAGUCUGAACACCAAGCACCACCUGCAGCAAACAUGUUCAUCUCACAUGAAGAUAACUCUUCGAUUUCCUCUAGCAGCAGUUCAUCCAGUGCACAGUCAAGCAGUGGAUGUUUUGGAGAGCAGUCAGUGGCUAACAUUGAUAUUGUAGAACUGACAGAUGGGGCUGGUGAUAUAAGUAACUUGGAUGCUGGACCUGAGCCAGUGAUCACAAUCGUUGAUGAUGAAUCACCCGAAAGGACAUUUAGUGAGGAAAGCCAUGUAACUGUGUCAGAGGUACUUGCAGACAUAGGGAUAGCCACAGAUGCUCCUCCUGCUAGUUCAUGUGUGGAAGAUGGUUUAACUGUUUUAGAAAUUGAAGUACUGGAAACAGAUGAAACUGCAGAUGUGGUUGUAGAGGGUCAGGAUGAAUAUCAUGAUCCUGCUGCAGAUGUGCCAUUAGAUGAGACUUCAGACAGUGCCACAGAGGAACAUGUUAUAACUCAGGCAUGCACUGGAAUUACUUUAGCCAGUAUUAGGAGUUUGGAAGAUUUGGAGAAGUUGACCGUGAAGCAGUUGAAGGAGCUUUUGUCACUGAAUAGAGUUGAUUACCGGGGAUGCUGUGAGAAACCAGAACUUAUGGAGCGGGUUACUCGUCUCUGGCAGGAAAGCAGUCAAACACGGAAAGGGUUGGACACCAUGAGUAUGGAUGAACUUUGUAAAAUUUGUAUGGAUGCACCUGUGGAAUGUGUAAUGCUGGAGUGUGGUCAUAUGGCAACAUGUACGGCAUGUGGUAAACAACUUAGUGAAUGUCCAAUUUGCCGUCAGUUUGUAGUUCGUAUUGUUCGGACAUUUAGGGCAUAAACUAUGCAAGCUGCAGAAUAUCUGUAUCUUCUAGCAGGUUCUUGAGCAUCUUUUGUGCCUGUACUAUACAGGGGAAUUAUGCAUCUUCCCUUUUAGCUUAAAGUGAAAAAAUGAAGAUAAAUUCAGUUACUCUUUGGUUGAUCAACCAAAUUAGCCACCGUCUUUAUAUUUUAAUUGUGUUGUGUAUAAUUUUGUUUACAAAUGUUUAUGAUUAUUUCAUUAUGGAAUAGAUUUGUUAUAUUGUAAGUUUUAUUGGUAUAUCUAAAUCAAAAGUUACUGCCAUAAUAGUCAUUAUUAUACAUAAUAAUGACACUGGCAUAUAAAUUGUUAUUAUCAUAUCUGCAGUUCCUGUAUCCUAAUGUUUAGAAAAUUCACAAAGUAAUGCACAUGUCUGGUUGGU